This is a messenger RNA of Anarrhichthys ocellatus (wolf-eel), 2609 nucleotides long. Its product is annotated as carnitine O-acetyltransferase. Lineage: Eukaryota; Metazoa; Chordata; Actinopteri; Perciformes; Anarhichadidae. Gene Ontology annotation, biological process: carnitine metabolic process, CoA-linked. Bases 107 to 1993 code for a protein of 628 amino acids. Gene Ontology annotation, cellular component: peroxisome. The record is from RefSeq and is a predicted model, not a curated record. The transcript is spliced from 14 exons. Gene Ontology annotation, molecular function: carnitine O-acetyltransferase activity.
GUCUCCGAGAAUACGCACCGAGCUUGUCCUUGAGACAUGACUGCCCGAGUGUCUCCCUGCUAUAUUCCCCGGACAGCCAAAUACUUUAACGCGUCUGUUUGACAAGAUGUUGGGUGUUUUUGUCAAGGCCGCGCUGCGGCCCGGCCUGGUGAAGCCAUGUCGCCUGGUCAGACCAGUAACACAGAUCCCAGAGAGGUCCCUGGUGCACCAGGAGGGUUUGCCUAAGCUGCCCGUGCCGCCCUUGAAGCAGACAUGUGAGCAGUACCUGGCUGCUCUGGAGCCCAUCGUCAGCGAGGAGGAGCUGGAACACACCCGGCAGCUGGUGAAGGAGUUCCUCACGGGUGGUGUUGGGGACAGGCUGCAGAAAGGCCUGGACCGACGGGCACACAAGACAGACAACUGGUUGUCAGAAUGGUGGAUGCAGUCAGCCUAUCUAGACUGCCGUAUGCCGGUGGCGGUCUACACCAGCCCCGGGGUUGUCCUGCCUCGCAUGCACUUCCACGAUCGACAAGGACAGAUGAGGUUUGCUGCCAAGCUGAUUGCAGGAGUUUUGGAGUUUAAAAAAAUGAUUGACACUGACACCCUGCCUAUAGAGUACCUGAGUGGGAAGCCGCUGUGUAUGGACCAGUAUUACCAGAUCUUGUCCUCCUGUCGUAUCCCUGGCCCAAAGAGAGACACUGUUGUUAAUCACAGCAUCGGGAAAAUACCUCUCACUCAUAUCACUGUGGUCCACAACUUCCAGUUCUUUGUCCUGGAUGUGUACCACAGCGAUGGCACCCCGCUGACCGUAGACCAGAUUUACAUGCAGUUGGAGAAGAUCUGGAACUCCUCUUUGCAGACUAACAAGGAGCCUAUUGGCAUCCUCACAUCACAGCACCGCAACACCUGGGGAAAAGCUUAUAACAAUCUGAUUAAGGAUAAAACGAAUAAGGAGUCGGUCCGUGCCAUCCAGAAAAGCAUCUUCACGGUUUGUCUGGACGCUCCGAUGCCGCGGGUGUCAGACGAGCUGUAUCAGAGCCGCGUGGCUGCCCAGAUGCUGCAUGGAGGCGGAGCUCGCUGGAACAGCGGCAACCGCUGGUUUGACAAGACAUUACAGUUCAUUGUUGGUGAAGACGGCACAAGUGGACUCGUGUAUGAACACGCACCUGCUGAGGGUCCACCCAUUGUGUUCCUCAUUGAUUUCGUUGUUCGAUACAUGUCGAGGAGUGAAAUAGUUCGCACUCCUAUGGUUCCCCUGCCCAUGCCUCUGAAACUACGUUUUAACAUCACACCUGAGGUCAAGAGAGACAUUGAGAACGCCAAACAAAAUAUGAACAUAAUGGUUCAUGACUUGGAUGUGAAGGUGCUUAUGUUUUCUCAUUUUGGAAGAAAACUGCCACAAAAACAUAAGCUGAGUCCAGAUGCCUUUGUGCAAAUGUCUCUUCAACUGGCCUACUUCAGGAUGUAUAAUAUUUGCUGCUCCACCUAUGAGAGCGCAUCGCUACGGAUGUUUAAAUAUGGGCGAACAGAUGCAAUUCGUGCAACUACUACAGACUCGUUUAAAUUUGUCCAGGCACUGCAAGACCCGGCCAAACAGAACACAGAGAGGCUGGCGCUGCUGCAGGCGGCCGCUCGGACACAUAAGGACAACAUGUACAAAGCAAUUCAUGGACAAGCCAUCGACAGACACCUCCUCGGACUGAAGAUGCUGAGUAUUAACGAGCUGACCUCCAUGCCUGAGAUAUUCAUGGAUACCUCGUUUGCUGUGGCUCAGCAUUAUAAUCUCUCCACCAGCCAGGUUGGCUCCAAGACAGACUGUGUGAUGUGCUUCGGUCCAAUGGUGCCAGAUGGCUAUGGAGUGUGUUACAAUCCCAUGGAUGAGCACAUCAACAUCGCCAUCACGGCCUUCAACAGCUGUGACGAGACGAACGCGGCCAAGUUUGCCCAGGCUGUAGAGGAUGCUCUGUUGGACAUGAGAGCUCUCCUGGAAGACACAGCUACAGCCGAGCAGUGAUCCCACACUGGGGCCUGGCAUGGUGCUUUUGUCCUGGCGGGCUGUGCGGGAGCUGGAACUGAACCGGUGCGGCGACGUCGCUGGCAGAAAGCCACGCUGGCACAGACGCACAAUGUACCGAGUGUGCUGGAGCUGAGGGGGGGAACCUGUUAUCGAAGGGUUGUGGGAAGUGCAAUGCGUGACUGCCUUUGUGAUGUGAAGUCAUUCUUUAUAAUGGAAAUUCUAUAUUUUAAUACAUUGUGUUUUACCUCAUUUUACAUUAACAUAAGUUGUUGAUUAUAAUGGUAGAAUAUUUAUUCUUGAUUUAUACUUUACAAGUCUCUAGUGCAGUCUUUAGAAUAAUACUGUCCUCACUUGACUUUGGUUUGGUUUGUUUAUUAGUUAUUUCGGGUCAAAAUAAUUACCACAAAUGAAAACUAAACAAGAGAAUGUUUUCUUUUUUUUUUUUAUUUUAAGUCUUUCCACGAACAAAAUAGAAGUUAAUAUUUGUUGAAAGAAUAUGUGAGUAUUGUAAACUAAAGAAAUGUUGAAUGUAAAUUCCAAAAAUCCAAUAAUAGUUAAUAUUUAUUAUCAAAGACGAAUAAAGGAAUAUUCGGCUCUGAAGCUCCCUUUGGAA